GAUCGACGAAGGCAAGAGUUGGGCUGUAUAAUAGAUGAGCCUAUUACUUGGACUCCAGCCUUUGGAAUGAGCCGGCUCUCCAAGGAAGCCUGCUAGACUUCAUGCUCUGCUGCACACUCAGGAAUGUCAGGAUGGAAGGCGGAGCACACAGAAACAUGGGCAACAUCUGGUGGCUUGUUGAAUUACUGCAACAGCAGAGGCACCAGGACCAUUGAUAACCGGAGGAAAUUAUCAAAUAAAGCAGUCGUGACUUUACCAUGGAUCACCACGUCACCUCUGUCAGCUUUACUCUGGUGGAUGAAGGCCACAUGGAGGACCAGCGCUCUCUCCUCCCUUCACCAAGGACGCUUUCACCGCGCCGGGCAUGCCCUCCUCAGUGCGGGAUACACCACACGGUGCAGAGAUCAGCGGACCACACGGUGUGGCUGGACAGAACCCAGGCCAUGGCCACCAUGCCUUUAUACAAUAGCCACCUUUGCCCCAGAGCCUCGCCGUGCUCUGUGAGAAGAGGAGACAAAGGCAAAGGCAAGAACCGGAAGAAGUCUGAGACUUGCAAACAAUCCCACAAGGAUCGGAACCACAAAGGCAAAGCCAAAAACUCAAACGCUUCCAGACUCCAGGUGGAAGCGUCCUCUUGUAAUGACGUUUCGCCGUGCGGGUCCCCCUUUAAGAGCUGCAGGAGGCAAGUCCACCUCAAGGAUGAAAGGAGGCCAGAUAACCUUUCCUUGGAGAUGAACGACCGCCAUAGCCUCCCAGAGAUCAUCAUCACCAGCAGGGAUGACGAAGACCUCCACCCUCACACAGAGUCGCCGCCGUCUGAGGCAGCGGGCCUGCUGCCGGGGUCCGAGCGCGACACCCCCCGCACUCCCCAUUCCAGUCCCAAACACAAGGCGGACGCUAAGGACGACCAGUACUGGAAGACCCACAGCAUCGGGUGGCGGCUGGUGCGCAGGAGGGCCCUGUUUUUACGGAGGCAGCGCCUGAAUGACUGCGCUCUUGCCGUGGGGAUUUUUGGCGUGGUCAUGAUGGUGACGGAGACCGAACUCUCUUGGAGCGUCUACAGCAAGAGCUCCGUCUCCUCGCUCGUGCUCAAAUCCAUCAUCAGUGUGUCCACCAUCAUCCUGCUGGGCCUCAUCGUGGCGUAUCACUGCUGCGAGGUGCAGCUCUACGUUCACGACAGCGGGGCGGAGGACUGGCGCAUCGCCAUGACGACCGAGCGUUCGGCCCUGAUAGCGCUGGAGCUGGCGGCGGCGGCCAUCCACCCGUACCCGGUGGGCCUGCUGGCCUACUUCCAGCAGACCGCCGCCACGCCGCUGCCGUUGUCGGAGACGGAGCUGGAGAUCGUGCUGGCGCUGCCCAUGUUCCUCAGGCUCUACCUGCUGGGCCGCGCCAUGAUGCUGCACAGCCGCCUCUUCACCGACACGGCGUCGCGCAGCAUCGGGGCGCUCAAUAAGAUCCACUUCAACACUCGCUUUGUGGGCAAAACCCUGAUGACCACCUACCCGGGCACCGUGCUCAUGGUCUUCAGCGUCUCCCUGUGGCUCGUCGCCGCCUGGGGUCUGCACGUGUGCGAGAGACACCACAACUACAGAGACCUGAGCAGCAACUACAUGGAGGCCCUGUGGAUGGUCUCCGUCACCUUCUUGUCCAUCGGCUACGGCGACGUGGUCCCUCACACCUACUGCGGGAGGAGCAUCUGCCUCCUCACCGGGAUCAUGGGCGCCGGCUGCACCGUGCUGGUGGUGGCGGUGGUCGCACGCAAGCUGGAGCUGACACGGGCUGAGAAGCACGUGCACAACUUCAUGAUGGACUCGCUCAUCUCAAAAAGGAUCAAGAUUGCAGCCGCCAACGUGCUGAGAGAGACGUGGCUCAUCUACAAACACACCAAGCUCUCCAGGGAAAAAGACCACACAAGGGUCCGCAUGCACCAACGAAAGCUGCUGCUCGCCAUCCACCAGUUGCGGCGCCUGAAGGUGGAGAAGAGCAUCCUGGCAGACCAAAGCAACACACUUAUGGACAUGUGCAAGGUGCAGACCCUUUUGUACGACGUGCUGGGUGAAGUGCAGGGCUGCAGAUCGGAGCUGGACACACACAUCCACGGCCUGGAGAAACACGUGGAGGAGUUAAGGGAGGGUUUCCGCAGCUUAAUGCCGCUCCUGUCCAAUACUUUGUCCAUGCAGAACUCCUCCAUCAGACACCUGCUCAGGGAAAGGGAGAAGAACAGCGAGACAGCAGGAGAGAGUAGUGAGAGGUAGAUGAGGCACGCCCCCUGGUGGAGAGAGUUAGCACACCUGCUCACGUGACUGCAGUAGAUACUUACACAAAUUCUGCCUUUCCAAAGAACGAGGUUGAUUUUAGACUGAUAGUGGAGCUAAAAUCACAAUCAUGACAAAUGAUCUACUAAUCUAAAUAAUUUUGUUCAAAUAGAAAAUAUGUCCUUACCGUAUUUUUCGGACUAUAAGUCGCAGUUUUUUUUUCAUAGUUUGGCCGGGGGUGCGACUUAUACUCAGGAGCGACUUAUGAGUGAAAUUAACACAUUACCGUAAAAUAUCAAAUAUUAAGCUCAUUCACGUAAGAGACUAGACGUAUAAGAUUUCAUGGGAUUUAGUGAUUAGGAGUGACAGAUUGUUUGGUAAACGUAUAGCAUGUUCUAUAUGUUAGUUAUUUGAAUGACUCUUACCAUAAUAUGUUACGUUAACAUACCAGGCACGUUUUCAGUUGGUUAUUUAUGCGUCAUAUAACGUACACUUAUUCAGCCUGUUGUUCACUAUUCUUUAUUUUAAAUUGCCUUUCAAAUGUCUAUUCUUGGUGUUGGGUUUUAUCAAAUAAAUGUCCCCAAAAAAUGCGACUUAUACUCCAGUGCGACUUGUUUUUUUCCUUCUUUAUUAUGCAUUUUCGGCCGGUGCGACUUAUACUCCGGAGCGACUUACACUCCGAAAAAUGCGGUAUAUACAAGGACAAUGGUUCUAUAAUGUUCGCAUUUGUUUUAGGAAUACAAUUUCAUCAAAUUAAUAUGAUACAGCCAGCGAUACUAUCUGUUUGAAUUAUCAGCGUUCAAAUAGCUUUUUGUAUCAAUGACAAACUGCACUUUGUAUAAGAUGUUCUGAUGUAACAAUAAUUAGUAUGUUGUCAAAAUGAUUCAUUCUAAUAAAUAAAGCAAACAUGUGUU
Messenger RNA from Entelurus aequoreus (snake pipefish), 3169 nucleotides. RefSeq names its product small conductance calcium-activated potassium channel protein 1-like. Gene Ontology annotation, biological process: potassium ion transmembrane transport. NCBI's taxonomy places the organism in Eukaryota, Metazoa, Chordata, Actinopteri, Syngnathiformes, Syngnathidae. Gene Ontology annotation, molecular function: calmodulin binding; small conductance calcium-activated potassium channel activity. The transcript has 12 exons. Gene Ontology annotation, cellular component: plasma membrane; neuron projection; neuronal cell body. The coding region runs from base 258 to 2255 and encodes 665 amino acids. The record is from RefSeq and is a predicted model, not a curated record.